AUGGUCUUCAAGAGCGCAAAAGUGCCCAGUGUCUUGCUCGGCGCCAGAUGGAUCAACAGAACGGGUUUGACAGCUCGCGAGCUCUUUUGGGCCCUUUGCAUGAUGAGCGGGUUACUCCUGUUUGCCCUUGGAGAUGGACUGGAGUCGGCGCGGUUUACAGUGCUGGGGAUUGUUUUCAUUGCCGUUAAUCUGGCGGGCAGCACGUUGACGGCAAACUUGCAGCAAAGCGUUUUGCAGCCAUCAGCGAGCGUGGCGACACCUGCACCUUCUGUGCGUGGUCUCAUGUUGGUACAGUAUGCGACAGCCUCAGUCGUGCUCUUCUUGCAGACAUCAGUCACUGGCGAGUGUUCGGAUGCCGUGCGAUGGUACCUUCGCAACCGAUCUGCUGCAUUCUACACGUGCCUGGACAAUGUGCUCACAUACUUGGGUCUAGAAGCCGUGAUGUGCAUUACACAGGAGUUUGAUGCCACGCGAGCGAACGUUGUGUGCUCUGGGAGGAAGGCGAUUACUUUCGUGUUUUCCUAUUUCUUCUUCCCCAAGCCCUUCAGCAUGUUGCACGUGUUCGGCCUUUUCUUGACUAUCCUGGGCGGCUGGAGCUUGCAACAAGCAAAGUGGCACGAGAAAAAGACGGCGGGACAAGGCCGGACACUCUCGGCACGAAGCGCUCGGCCAUACAGCCACUACCGUACCCUUAAGCUUAUUCGAUCAGCCUUGCUACAGCUCUUUGGAACCAACCUGGGGCAGAGAGCAUCAUGGCAAAUGAAAGCCAAGAAAAUCAGGAUGAUGGGUAUUGAUGCCCCGAGCUUUGGAAUUGCAGAAGCAGUUGCGACCUUCGAUUCAACGAUGCAAAGCACAGGAAGUCUUGGCCGCACAGAGGCCGAGAGGCCCGGCGCAGUCGAAGAUGAGCUGAGCAACGCCGCAUCAGUGGACAAGGUCCAAGAAGUCACCGAGCAAUUGGCAGAGUUUCUCGUGAAGUUUAGUUCCGAUGAGCAAUAUGCCAUCUUGACACCAUUCCUGUCCAUGCUGGACACCGGCGAUGAAUUCGUUGAGCCACACAUUGAUGAAGCUCGAAAAUUUAUCUGUCAUUACCUCGCCGUUUUCUCGCAGUGCGAGCGAGAUUUGAUCCUGGAGAAAUGGCGACCUGCGUUUGACACUGCAUCUUUGAAUUCGGCAACAGAGUCCCUGACGCCGUCGGUGACACCGCCUGGUUCUGUGACACCAACCGUUGUCACCCCUCGAGAGUUUCUCAGCGCACGGCGCGAGGUGAACGAGGUGUAUCACAGUCAUUCUCCAUGUGGCGAGGCAGAGAGAUCUUGA
This is a messenger RNA of Symbiodinium necroappetens, 1317 nucleotides long. The record is from the annotation of a GenBank genome assembly. Lineage: Eukaryota; Dinophyceae; Suessiales; Symbiodiniaceae.